AUGAUCGUAAUUGUGGACAAUGAGGUCGAGCCCGAGGAGAUUGGUACUAUAACAACUGUGAUGAGUGUGAACAACCAAGAGGAAGAUCUUAAGGGGUUCAAAUUUGAAGUAGUAAUUGAAGAAUCCAUUAAGGAGAUUGUGAACAACGAGGACAAAGAACUUGAGGAGUCAUUGAUAUGUUCGUGUUCACUCCUCUAUGCAUUGAAACGGUGGAGAAUUAUUUCUUUCACAGGUGGUGAACCUCGAGUUCUUACUGAUAGCUCACCAACACUUGUUCCCCUUAAGACAUUGAUUCGAACAUUACCUCUUGCAAUAACUUAUUUGCUCUACAUGCUGGCGUCAAUGGAGUCUGUACGUGGAGUUAAUGUUCCCAUGUACACUACCCUUAGGAGGACUACAGUGGUAUUUACAAUGCUUGUGGAGUAUUUUCUGACGAGGCAGAAAUAUUCGUCAUCUGUUGUUGGCACUGUGGGGUUGAUAAUUCUUGGUGCAUUUAUUGUGGGUGCUCGAGACUUGUCAUUUGAUUCCUUUGCCUACGCAAUUGUUUUCAUUGCCAACAUCGCUACAGCAAUAUACCUUGCAACUAUAGCCUGUCUUGGAAAAUCUAGCGGCCUUAAUAGCUUUGGUCUAAUGUGGUGCAAUGGAAUAAUAUGUGUACCAGUGUUGCUUUUUUGGACAUUUGUCCGAGGUGACUUGGAGAUGACAAUGACUUUUCCUCAUUUAUAUUCCCCUGGAUUUCAGGCUGUCAUGCUUCUUUCCUGUAUAAUGGCUUUCUUAUUGAACUACUGUAUCUUUCUGAAUACAACUGUCAAUUCAGCUCUCACACAAACAAUGUGCAGUAAUUUAAAGGAUUUUUUUACUAUCGGGUUUGGCUGGCUUGUUUUUGGUGGGCUUCCAUUUGAUAUUUUGAACGUUGUUGGACAACUUCUUGGUUUCCUUGGCUCUGGUUUCUAUGCCUACUGUAAACUCAAGGGGAAGUAACAAGACAUUCUUCAGGAGCUUGUUUUCAGUUGGUGGUUCUUAUUCGAGUUGAUGAUGCUGAUGUCUUCAUCAUCUCCUAAUUUUGAUCAAAUGGACCCUGCCUCAGUAUAAAGAGUGAAAUGGUUUUUUUUUCCGCGACUGAAGAGCAUUUUAACAUUAUCUUUUCCUAUAUCAGGGGAAUAAGAGCCUCUUUUUUUCUCCCGGUCCUCAUUUCAUAAUUUUAUAGUAGGCCAGGAUAAGAACUUAAAUUUAGAAGUGGCUUAACUGCUACCUAAUGCAACGCAGUUUGAUUUCAUAGGUGGUUAUUGCUCA
Messenger RNA from Macadamia integrifolia, 1293 nucleotides. Its product is annotated as UDP-N-acetylglucosamine transporter UGNT1-like. Gene Ontology annotation, cellular component: Golgi apparatus. The record is from RefSeq and is a predicted model, not a curated record. Lineage: Eukaryota; Viridiplantae; Streptophyta; Magnoliopsida; Proteales; Proteaceae. Bases 1 to 981 code for a protein of 326 amino acids. The transcript has 9 exons. Gene Ontology annotation, molecular function: GDP-fucose transmembrane transporter activity; antiporter activity.